Messenger RNA from Corylus avellana, 1318 nucleotides. NCBI's taxonomy places the organism in Eukaryota, Viridiplantae, Streptophyta, Magnoliopsida, Fagales, Betulaceae. The record is from RefSeq and is a predicted model, not a curated record.
GGAAGUUUAGUUUAGUUUCCCUUGUUCCCCCAAAAACGGAGCCAAAACCCAAAUGCUGCUUUAUGCUUAUUGAAGCUAAAAGAGACUUCAGAGUUUUCCUGCGUAACAUCUCAUUCCUCAAACGCAAACUAAACUGAAUAAAAUGAUCAUGUCACGUCUGCUUCGUUCACACUCCUCGUUCCCCGGCCUACAUUUGAUGACCAUGUCCAAAAAUGGAAGACUAUUCUCAACAGAUUCAAAUAUGGUAGGUGAAUCCUUGAAAGCUGAGGUAGCAGAGACAGUAACGGUCACGCCACCUCCAACAGAGAAGCUACUUGUUUUGGGUGGAAAUGGAUUUGUUGGUUCACACAUAUGUAGAGAAGCUAUGGAGCAUGGUUUGACUGUAUCUAGCCUUAGCAGGUCUGGGAGGUCAUCUGUACAUGAUUCUUGGGCUGACAGCGUGGUCUGGCAUCAAGGAGAUCUGCUGUCACCUGAUUCAAUGAAGCAUGCAAUGAAUGGAGUGACCUCUGUGAUCUCUUGUGUUGGAGGUUUUGGCUCAAACUCUCAUAUGCAUAGGAUCAAUGGAACUGCAAAUAUAAAUGCUAUUAAAGCUGCUGCUGAGCAAUGUGUAAAAAGAUACAUAUACAUCUCUGCCGCUGACUUUGGUUUGAUAAAUUACUUACUGAAAGGAUAUUAUGAGGGGAAGAGGGCGACCGAAAAGGAGCUACUGACUAAAUUCCCCUAUGGAGGUGUAAUUCUUCGGCCAGGUUUCAUACAUGGGACUCGCCAAGUUGGGCGCAUGAAGUUGCCUUUAAGUUUAAUUGGAGCUCCAUUGGAGAUGGUAAAAAAUGUGGUUCUGCGAUAUGCAAAAGCGCUAACCAGAAUCCCUCUAGUUGGUCCACUUUUUACUUCUCCAGUCAAUGUGACUUCAGUGGCAAAGGUUGCUGUAAGAGCUGCAAUAGAUCCAUCAUUCCCUCCUGGAAUUCUUGACGUGUACGGUAUACUACAAUAUGGAGAACAAAAUUCAGCCUAACCAUUGUUAGGUAUCCAGAAUCUUUUCCUCAAGUAUAAGAUCACUGCAACUGAGCUACCCAUGUCUCUUAGUGGAAUAGGGUUCUUAAAUCUUGAUGCUGCUCCUGAUUGAGGCCGCUAUCUCGUAAAUUCUAAUUGAUACAUUUUUUGAGAUGUUUAUGUUGAUGAAGCAAUAAUAUGUGUCAGUUUGGCACAUUGGUAUUUUUUUUUUUUUUCCUUUUCAUUAUUCAUUGUUUCAAAUUGAUUCUAGAUUAUUGGUUAGUGGUGAAUGACAUUUUGAUAGUAUUACUUUUUCUUUUGAGGUCAA